Messenger RNA from Anopheles darlingi, 4708 nucleotides. RefSeq lists its product as uncharacterized. Bases 1143 to 3080 code for a protein of 645 amino acids. Lineage: Eukaryota; Metazoa; Arthropoda; Insecta; Diptera; Culicidae. The record is from RefSeq and is a predicted model, not a curated record. The transcript is spliced from 4 exons.
AGCAGCAGCAACAGCAGCAGGUCCUGCUGUAGGCAGUGCAGGUGUAGGUAGGUCAGAACUCUACACAGCCCAGCACCCAUCGUCAGCAGCAUCGUAACCGUUACGCGGUGCAGUGAUGUUCCUUCGCUUCUGCACGCCAUCGCUUCGCUCUAAGCCUAUCCAGCACCAUCAGCACCACCACCGCCACCAGCACCACCACCACCACCAACACCACCACCAACAACACCAGCAUUAGCAAUAGCCAGCCGCAAUCAUCAGAAGCAGCAGCAGCAGCUCCGAAAGACGAACUUGGAAGCGAAAGACAAAGAGCUCCACCUGCCCGAGACCUGCCCUGCCUAGUGGCCAUGGUUGCACAGUGAAAUCGCGCAGUAGUGUUCCGGCGACCACCGCAGGUAGCGAAUACCUGUACCUGUGUGUGCGUUCGUGUUUGUGUGUGUGUGUGCGUGCGUGUGUGUGCAUCAAUCUCUAGUGGUAGCGGCUAGGCACAGCAGGCGAGGAGGACUCGCGAGGUAGAAUACGGGGAAACCAAUGGUUUGCAGACCCUGAAGGCCUGAGACCAUGUUUUGUCCAUCCAUUAGCCUACUAGCGGGGGUUCCCUACCCCCCCCAUCUUCUACCCCAGCACUCUACUCCCAUCAUCUUCUCGAUUCUCGUUCGGCCUCUCACUGCCUCGCUCUCUCUCUUGUCUCCUUGUCGUUGAAUGGCCGCUACACUGUCGUCCUGUUCACGCUCGCACGGUUAGCUCCUCCGCCUAUAGACUGACUUUUCACCCGAAUGGCGGAUGGUCUGCACCUGUAGCCUGCACCUGUAGCCUGCUGCCGCCGCCGUCGCCACGGGCCAAGAUGGAUGCUGGACACUGACACCUCGCUGAGUAGUGUCAAAAAAAAAACCGCGAACCUAAGCGUCUGUAUAGAGCGUAGGUUUCCUGGGAGACAUUUGCAGCAUCGCAGCACGAGUGCAGCUUUGCGAGCCCCUCCCCGCUCGCUGUUGAGAACGCAAUCCCUCUGCACUGCACUACACAGCAGUAGUGGUAGUAGUAGAAGUAGUAGUAGUAAUAGUAGUAGCUGGCGAGAGUAGCGAGCACCGGAGCACCGCUUGGCCGUAUCUUGGGCCGUCAGCCUACCAGGCAUCACCGCACACAGCAUGGAUGCGUUCUUUCGCAUGAGGCGAUCGUCGCACACGUCCGCGUUCGGCAACCAGGAACCGCUGAUCGUGGUGGAGGAGUCGGAGAACUGCGAGAAGGCGGAGGAGACGAGCACCGCAUCGUCGCAGCGCCAGAGCCUCGACAUCGAGUCACCGGAAAACCCGUACCUGCUGUCGCCGUGGCGCGAUGCACGGGAAACGCGCAAACACUCGCUACCGACGCCACCGUGCACGAGCGGCAUCACCGCCAGCCAGGUACGGCGGCUGUCGGAGCGGGGCGGCGAAGGUUCGGGCCCGUCGCCCCGCGAACAGGCCUUCCUCGCCACGCUCUACAGCACACCGGCACCGCAACCGGGCGGCCGGCGCCACUCGGUCGUCACGAUUAGCCGCGUACCGCCGACCAUGUUCGGGCGGAGCCGGCGCGAAUCGAUCGCCGCGGUACCGGCGGCGGGCGGCCAGAGACCGGCGUCAUACUCGCGGCGCGAGAGCAACAGCGGACCGCCACCGUCGACGGAUCACCGCGGUAGCAUACACAACCUGCAGCUCGACAUCAUGGACGAUAUCGUGCAGGCGCGCAAGGCCCGCAUGAAGCUGUGGAACACGAGCAACGAGCGGGUGUGCGAGGUGCAAACGCUGGACGAGGCCGGUACCGGGUCGAGCUCACCGAUGCGCUACACCAACCGGCGCUACUCGGACUUUGUCGGUACCGCCCUCCCGCCGAUCCAGUCGUUCCGGCGUGCCUCGGAGCUGCCGGUUUCCCCCUCCUCGGGAGCGAUUGCCGCCGCCACUGCCGCCUCCCUAACGCCGAUUGCGAUCGGUGAGGGUGGUGGGUCGGUGGGGGCGUCGGCAGCGACGGCGGCUGGAUCGUCCGCCACGUCUGCCAAACCGAAAACCGGCCGGAUGGGCAUCGUGUGCACCAACACCGAUCUGAUCUCGCUGCUCUCGUCGCUCGCCUCGUCCGCCACCGAGAUCAACCGGUGCGGCGAGAAGGACGCCCCCAGUCCGCUGACACCGCUUACCGCGCCCUUCAAAUCGCUGCUCAAGACACCGACCGGGGCGACGACGUCGGUCGCAUCACCCACCGGUUCCAGUGUGACGUCCGGGUGUGACGUCACGGGCGGCGUAGCACCCGCUUCACAGGGGUUGUUGCAGUUACCAGGAGCCGCCACAACCACAGGCGAGAAGCUGCGAAAGAACCGCUCGAACAGCUUUGACAGCUCGCUGUACCACAGCAUCAAGCAGCUGGCGACGGGUGGUGCUGGUGGUGCACUGUCACCGGGCAACGCGACCGAUACGGAGCGCUCGUCGGUCGAGCCGGGCUGGUUUACCAAGCGCCACCAGCCGAUGGCUCGCCGCAAAUCGUCUCUGAAGAGCCCGAGCGCCACCCUUACGUUCGCCAACGAGGCGUUGGAGAAGCUGCGGCGCGAGACGCGCUCCGCCACCGCGCGCGUUACCAUCCUCGAUCCACCGAAGCAGUCGGAGCACCACGCCGGUGCUGGCAAACCGUCGGUGACAUCGUCGUCGUCGUCGUCGACGUCGUCGUCGUCGGCCAAAGCGUCGUCGGCGGCCAAGGAGUCCCGGUCGCCGCUCAACAAACUCAAAUGGGACGGCAGGAGUGCGAUCGUCGAUGCGCGCAUGAUCGGUCACGCGAUCGAGAACUUCAUCACCGGUUCGUCGUCGUCGUCCUCGGUCGGUGCUGGGUCCGGGUCCGCCGGCUCGGGCUCGGCACCGCCGACCGGUACCGGCACUUCGCUGCUGUCGAAAAAAACACUCAUCGGUGGUGGUGGUGGUGGGAAGGAUGGAGGGGCGGGGGGCCGCUCGGCCUCCAAGAAGUCCUCCACCUCGAGCUGGUUCGGCAAAGCCACCGAUGAUGACGAUUCCAACGACACGUGCGACUCGUCGCUCUGCUCCACCCUAAAGGAUCUGUUCGUGAAGUAAGCAAUCGCCCAUCAAAUCGACGCAAGACAGCAAGACAGAGGAGAGGAGGAGAGUGCCAUGGCCAAGUGCCAAAAAACACACAAACACGCACACGUACACGCAAGUGGCACAUUCACAUACUGUCGGCUUCGGUUGUAAGUUUCUAAGCUUCGACUUCAUAACACAUACCGGCCCCACCGAGAUCUACUGUUACCCACCGAGAAAGAGAGAACGAAAGAGAGACAGAGAGAGAGAGAGAGAGAGAGAGAGAAUGACGAAAAGAACGAAUGAGCCUGCGAGUGCUAAUUGCUCGAGCUCUCAUCGCUGCACCUAGCGGCAGGAAACCGAACUGAAGUGAAUACUAAUUAAUAUUUAGACUAACACACUUUACUAGCACAUCACAACACACACAUGCAUACACACACGCACGGGCACUCACCUGGCUCCCUCUGUCUUGCUGCUGACUUUGCCAAUAUCAUUAAAAAAAAACAAACAAACAAAGAGAUCUGCUAACGCGAUGACGCUGAAGAUGGAGAAAAAAAAACAGUAGUAGUAAUAGAAGAAGAAGAAGAAGAAGAAGAAGAAGAAGAAAAAGAAGAAGAAGAAGAAAAAGAGGAAGAAGAAGAAGAAACGACCGAGGUGGUCGCUUCCAUCCGAGAGAGAUCAACUCAAUCUCCACCGAAAUGCUGAGGAAGGUCUACGACCGUGUGUCUUGCAAACCGUAACGUAAACGUAAAACACAAAAACAAACUAAAAAAAACAGAAGAAAAAAAAACCAAUCCCACCAAUGUGAAGCAAAGCCUUUUUGUGAGAUGUGAGAGGAGGAGGAGGAGAAGAUCGAGAAGAUCGCAGCAGAAUCGUUCGAAUUAUCGUGAGAAUUAUACUCUUAAGGGUCUCUCUUUAUCGUAACCAACCCCGCGUGAUCGCGCCCGCACCCCUCUUCUACUCUCCUACCAUCGGGCUCUCCGGUUUAAAAGGCGAGUGUCCGAGCCAUCGAAAGGGGCCUCUGGGCGUGCGGAGCUGCGUUCCUCGACCUUGCGUCUCAUCAGCGUUGUAAUCCGAGUCCGACUUCGAGGCCAUAUAUCGCAGAGCAAUAUAACAGAGCGAGGGAGAGAGAGAGAGAGAGAGAGAGAGAGAGAGAGAGAGAGAGAGAGAGAGAGAGAGAGAGAGAGAGAGAGAGAGAGAGAGAGAGAGAGAGAGAGAGAGAGAGAGAGGGAACCCCCUAAGUUUACUAAACUCGACACUCACCGCACGUACGCACGCACACACACACAUGCAGAAACUGGGUUAAAGGAAACCUGCAAUCUGCGUACGCAAAAGGUGCCAGAUGCCAGGUGUCGGCCACACCGAGAUGUGAGAACCGGGUGUAGGUGGGGUACGAACCAUUGUUGUCACGUAAUACAAACACACACACACACACAGACACACAAAACUCGGCCCUGUCAGAGGGAGGGGGAUCCUGCGGAGGCAUUUCUUAAUAAUAUAUACAUAAUAUUUAAGCUGUACGGGUUUUCUAGCGGCACUCCGGGGGACGGGCGCUGGGUGAAACAGUCUCCUCCCUCGGGCAACACUCCCCCUCCCGUACUUUCACCACUACCUACACUCCAGCAGCUUCCCUCUCCGAUGCCCAACACCGUCGUCCCAAACCG